Cornus florida is the source of this 1109-nucleotide messenger RNA. RefSeq names its product glycine-rich cell wall structural protein 1.8-like. Lineage: Eukaryota; Viridiplantae; Streptophyta; Magnoliopsida; Cornales; Cornaceae. The record is from RefSeq and is a predicted model, not a curated record. The transcript has a single exon. The coding region runs from base 49 to 855 and encodes 268 amino acids.
UAUUUCAAGCAUUUCUGAGUCGUGGUUGUGAGAUUUGAAUACAUUCCCAUGGCUAGUCACAAAGUUCUUAGUAUUGCUUUCUUUGUGCUGUUAGGUUUGGGCAUAUGUUCUGCAACUAGGGCCCUACUCACUCUUGAAGGAGGUGUUGGCUACACUCAGGGGUCAGGCGGUACUGUCGGCUAUGGCGCAGGCCACGGCAAUGGCGGUGGAAGUGGUGGAGGGUAUGGGGGUGGUGGUGCUGGGGGCUAUGGUGGUGGUGGAGGCUCUGGCAGUGGCGGAGGCGGUGGCUAUGGAGCUGUAGGUGAGCAUGGUGUUGCUGCCUAUGGAGGUGGUGCUGGUGGAGGUAGUGGGGGUGGUGCCGGAUAUGGAGCUGGAGGAGAACAUGGUGCUGGAUCCGGUGGCGGUGGUGGAGGCGGUAGUGGUGGUGGUGGUGGGGCUGGUGGAGGAGCAGCUGGGGGUGGUGCAGGAGGUGGUUCGGGAAGUGGUUCGGGAUAUGGUGGUGGAGGAGAACAUGGCGGUGGAUCCGGAGGUGGAGGCGGUGGUGGUAGUGGUGGUGGCGGAGGGUACGGUGCAGGGGGAGAGCAUGGCGGUGGUUAUGGCGGAGGUGAAGGAGCUGGCAGCGGUGGUGGUUAUGGUGCUGGUGGGGAACAUGGAGGUGGAUAUGGUGGGGGAGGAGGAAGUGGUGGUGGUGGUGGAGCGGGUUAUGCUGCGGGAGGAGCAGGUGGAAGUGGAUAUGGCAGUGGUGGAGGUGCCGGCGGUGGUGCAGGAGGAGAGCACGGUGGUGGAUAUGGCGGUGGCAGUGGUGGUGGCGGUGGCGCUGGUGGUGGUGGUGCUCAUGGUGGCUAUGCUCCUUGAAAAUACCCUUUCACUCUAUUUCACUAUGAAAAAAGAAAAAUAAAAAUUGUUUGGAUAAGAGGAUGUUUUCAGUAUCAUAUGGACAUGCACUGAAAGCUCCUAAAAGUUGUGUCAAAUGAUAACCUACGUGCAUUGUUCUUUUCAUAAUUAAAUUGAAGUUCGAAGCAUAUUAUAUUUGUAAGAAAAGUUCUAUAUAUAUAAUAUAUAUAUAUAUAUAUAAACCUAAUAUAUUAUUGAGUUUGUUUCCACUUAAA